UUAAUGAGCCUCCUUCUGAGAGAAAGCAGGUAACGUUGCAGGAAAAAAGAAAGUCACCGCGACCUGUCGGCGUAAAGUGUAAAAAACAAAAUACACAAUGAGUGAUUCGGAACAGCAACAAGAGGCUGAAAAGGUGUGUAAGCCUCAGUGGCCUGAAAAUGGAGAGGAGUGGAGUGAUGGAGAGGAUGGGACCAACAUGGACUGUGGGCUUCUGCAGGCCAUGGCAGAGGAAGAUGAGGAGAUAAACGUCUACAAUGAUGAGACGUUUGGCAUGGAUCUCGAUGCGCAUGGGACCACAGAGGACCCUAGCAGUGGUCUCCUUCAGUUUGGAGAGCUGCCACCUCCACCAGCACCAACACCACCACCACCUCUACCUCUACCUCCACCAGACCCCAAACCAUUAUCCCGCCACAGCUCCCCCUCCCCUCCCAGACAGAGGCCACAGUAUCUGCCCCGGGCUCCACCAGGGCAGCGUUGCAGAGGCAGGGGACGGAGAGGAGGGCUGGGCAGGGGACAGAUGUUUGAAGACCCAGCUGUGAUGAGGAUAGUGGAGGGACGACCAAGCCUCAAGACUCUUGACAGUGCCAUUGUGGACUGUGGAAAUGCCAUGGUGUACCAGAAAACCUUUGAGGAUGAUUAUAUGUCACCGUCUUCCAGAAAGACUAGAAGAAUCUCAGGAUCAAUACUUCAGGACAGUGCAAUAGUGUGUGUGAUUGAUGGUCACAAAGGCAGAGGUCAGCAGCUGACCUCCAACUUCCUGGAUGCGUCAUAUCCUGUCUCUUCCUUCAGGGGCAGGAGAGGGGAACACAGAGGAUCCUACUCCAGGAGACAGUUUGGCCAAAGAGGCCCCUAUCAGAUGCAUGCAUCCAUGGCACCAGGAUCAUCCAUCUUCACGCGUCAGCCACUGACCCCGCGGCAACAUUACAAUCAGACAGGGGGCUUCAUCAUUCCAACUUACGGUUCUCAACCUCUCUGUCCUAAGUCUCUGACUCCGAGGAUGAUGCAACUUCGCUUUGGUGCCAACUCGCCGAGGCCAUCCCCCUUUUACAGCCCGUCGUCUAAUCCAGAGCAGCAUUUCAGGUAUCCCGGUCCGGUCACCCAGCUCCACCCUCAACACAAACGACUUCUUAGUCAAAAACAACGCAUAUUCCAAAGGAAAUCAGAGGGCUGGGAUCCCUACUGUAAUCUCAUGACGGCCAAAGAGAAGGAGUGGAUCAUCAAGCUGCAGAUGAUUCAGCUGCAAAGUGAGAAUCCAUACCAUGAGGACUACUAUUACCAGGAGUACUAUCGGCGGAUAGAAGCUAAGAUGGCGGAGGAGGAGCUGGGCAUCAGGAGCAAGAGGGAGCCACCCAAGCUCACCACGCCCUAUGUCACGAAAACUGACACGUACACACCAGUUGUGCACAUCGAAGGCUCACUGGGUCAAGUUGCUGUGUCCACGUGUUACUCUCCUCGCCGUGCCAUCAGUGCAGUUCAUGCAGUCCAGGCUCAGGGUCCACUCGAGGAACAAAAAGACAUCAGACAACAGCGGUUAGAGGUCCUCAGCAAAAUAGAAAAGUUGUUCAUGGUUCUGUUGGAAGUCGAGGAGACGGAGAGGAUGAAAACCACCGUCUUGUCUGAAGCUGAAGAAAGACGACUUAUGGAGAAGACACAGGAAAAAGUGGAGCACAUUUAUUCCAAGCUGCAACAUCACAAUUCCCUAGAUUCAGGGGUGGAGUUUCUUCCCUUUCUGCUGGUCCCAAAAGGCAAAACGCUACUUGCCCGUCUGCUCCCGUUCCUAAAACAUGAUUCUGCGUUGAAAAUCUUGAGCAUCGUGACCUCUAACCUUCCUACACUGAUGAGCAGAGAUGCGGAAGAGGCUCUUCCAGUGCUCUACCCGCCUCUUCGAAAAGUGAUUGGAGGGCUGACGUUCAGUCAGCUGAUUGGUGUCCUCAAAGAUCUGACAUCAUCUGAGCCUCUGACAACAUACGAGUCCCUCACGCUGGCAUGUCAGAACAAGUUUGGUCUGUCCUUGCUGUACGCUCUCUUGUCCCAAGGAGAGAAGCUGCUGUCCUCAGGCGUUCCUCUAGAGCCCAGCAUCGGCGACUUUGAGACCUGGACUGACACAAUAUUCCAGGUGGCGGGACAGCUGUCCCAGUGUUCACUGGUGGAGCCGCUCCUCCUGCCCUCAAACCUGCUCACCUUGUUCUGCCGUUACCUGGACAAACGCACUGUGCAUCAGCUGAAAAGCAACUUGGAGUCUGCAACUGGAUUCCUGGCGCUUCCAUCUUAAGGUGGACAUAAACUAAAGAGACGUUCAGCUAAUGACCACGUUGUUGUGAGCACUAGAGUUAAAGGAGCAGAGGGACAUCCCUGACAAAAAACUCCUCAGUGUUCAUUAAUAACUGAAGAAUGUAAUGUACAAAAUGCUUUGAUUCUUGUUUUUUUCUCCCCUUUCCCCCAUCCCUUCACAUUUUUGUGCACUCAGACUGUUUCCCUUUUUGAUUUCCUUUAUCUGAUGUUUUUACUUUCCUCCAUUUUGGUCUCCAGUAGGUCACAUCAGUGCAAAUUUUUCUGAAAUCACAAAUCUGCUCUUUUUUUCCCUUUUUGUUUUAAUUUCUCAAAACAAGUAUUGCCAUCAUUUCAUGACACUGCCACAUGCUGAGUCGGUAGCAUUACAUUAACUUGUAGGUGGAGUUGAUUUAUUUAUACGGCUUCUAUCUAAUUCCAGUUACAUUCAGGAAACUUGAGGUAUCACUUACUGAGAUAAAUGUGUUGGAUCAGGUAUUGGUGACCAGGUUGAGGAUUGUAGAGUAAUUUAUGAUUGUACAGCUGAACCUAUAUGUUCAUUAUUAUAAUAAUAACCAUUAAGAAAGUUGUCAUGGCACGGUCAAUCAACAAAAGCCAUGCAAUUUGGGUUUUUUGUAAAAAGGAAUGCAUUGUGUGUACAUGUGUAGUGAUACAAAUUAUGAUGUAUUUGAUGUAAUUUUUAUUUAUCAUAAUAAUUUGGAAACAGUAAUAAUUUAUAUUGCACCCUUGUAGAGCACUCGCAACACA
Messenger RNA from Plectropomus leopardus (leopard coralgrouper), 3036 nucleotides. It is a transcript of the gene patl2, whose product is annotated as PAT1 homolog 2. Gene Ontology annotation, molecular function: RNA binding. Gene Ontology annotation, biological process: P-body assembly; deadenylation-dependent decapping of nuclear-transcribed mRNA. Gene Ontology annotation, cellular component: P-body. The record is from RefSeq and is a predicted model, not a curated record. Lineage: Eukaryota; Metazoa; Chordata; Actinopteri; Perciformes; Serranidae.